GCGGCGCUUGUGUGAAGCCAGCCACCUCUUCUUUUCUUUCCUGUCGUCCUCCUCCUCAUCCCAGGAGGGACCGCUAUGGUUGCGCAACUGCUUCCUUUGCCGGUGAGAGAAGGAGAGUGAGAUUAUUCACUGCCAUAUCUGAGGACAUGUCAUACAUGAUUAUUUUUAAUCAUCAGAUGAUAACAGAGAGAGGUUCAGAGAUCAUCCUAAUGUGUGCUUUUGCUGGAUUAUUGCUCUAGACUACUGAAAUGGCAUAGAUCUGUGGGAUCCUUGAACUGGGAGGUGCUUAUGCUAAAAAGCUUUCUCUGUCUGCAGAUUAUGCAAUAUACUUCUUUAAAAAAUCAGGAUGCUGGAUGUUGGGAAAUGGCCAAUAUUUGCUCUCCGCUCUCAAGAGGAGCUGAAGUUAAUUCGUCAGGCUUGUGUAUUUGGCAGUGCUGGCAAUGAAGUAUUAUAUGCAACUGAAAAUGAUGAGGUUUUUGCACUUGGCACAAACUGCAGUGGCUGUUUGGGGAUUGGUGAUACACAGAGCAGCAUUGAACCCCGAAGAUUAGAUAUUUUAUGUGGUAAAAAAAUAGCCUGUCUCAGCUAUGGAAGUGGGCCUCAUGUUGUUGCAGCUACUACUGAAGGAGAAGUGUAUACCUGGGGUCAUAAUGCUUACAGCCAGCUGGGAAAUGGAACAACCAAUCAUGGUUUAGUUCCUUGCCAAGUUUCCACCAACUUGGUAAACAAAAAGGUGAUUGAAGUUGCUUGUGGCUCACAUCAUUCUAUGGUGUUAACAUCUGAUGGUGAGGUGUAUACAUGGGGCUAUAAUAAUUCGGGGCAAGUCGGAUCUGGCUCAACAGCCAACCAGCCAAUUCCUCGAAGAGUUACUAGCUGUUUACAGAAUAAAAUAGCAGUAAAUAUUGCUUGUGGCCAGAUGUGCUCAAUGGCUGUGGUAGAGAAUGGGGAGGUUUAUGUCUGGGGUUACAAUGGCAAUGGCCAGCUUGGACUGGGCAACAGUGGCAACCAACCAACACCCUGUAGAAUAGCAGCGUUGCAAGGCAUUCGUGUACAACAGGUUGCUUGUGGCUAUGCACAUACGUUAGUCCUAACAGAUGAAGGUCUGUUGUAUGCAUGGGGAGCCAAUUCUUAUGGCCAGUUAGGCACUGGCAAUAGAAGUAAUCAGUCCUACCCUGCACCAGUCACUGUGGAUAAGGACAGAAUCCUAGAGAUUGCUGCAUGUCACUCUGCUCAUACUUCUGCUGCUAGAACCCAGGGCGGUCAAGUGUACAUGUGGGGUCAGUGCCGGGGACAGUCUCUCACUCUUCCACACCUCACCCACUUCGCCUGCACUGAUGAUGUCUUUGCUUGUUUUGCUACUCCUGCGGUGACAUGGCGUCUCCUCUCCGUAGAACCUGAUGAUCACCUAACAGUAGCUCAAUCACUAAAGAAGGAAUUUGACAACCCAGAUACUGCAGAUAUGAGGUUUCAAGUGGAUGGAAAAUAUAUUAAUGUUCAUAAAGUCCUUCUCAAAAUUCGGUGUGAGCAUUUCCGUUCAGUACUUAACAACAAUAAUGAUGAAAUUAUAGAAAUAAGUGAAUUCUCGUAUCCUGUUUACCGAGCAUUUCUGGAAUAUCUGUACACUGACAGCAUCAGUCUUUCACCUGAGGAUGCAAUAGGUCUGCUGGACUUGGCCACAUUCUAUCGAGAGAAUCGACUGAAAAAGCUUUGCCAGCAAACUAUCAAGCAGGGCAUUUGUGAGGAGAAUGCAAUUGCCCUUCUUUCAGCUGCAGUCAAGUAUGAAGCUAAGGACUUAGAGGAGUUUUGCUUCCGGUUUUGCAUAAACCAUCUGACUGUGGUUACUCAGACUUCAGGCUUUGCAGAAAUGGACCACGACCUCUUGAAAAACUUCAUUAGCAAAGCCAGUCGGGUGGGAGCAUUUAAAAACUGAAGGAUUCUUUGUGUAUACAUGAAGAAAGGUGCCUUCCACAUGGCUGCUUGUGCCUCUGAACCUGAAGUGCCAAGAUACUGCCUGGAUGGAGAGGCACCUCAAGUUCAAAUGAGUGCAGUUUGGCUUCAUAACUUCAGAACAUAGCCAUCAACUUUGUGGGUUGAGACGCCAUGCAACUGAACUAAAACCAAUUACUGAUAAUUAAAUAUUUAUACAAAACAGCUUAUCAGCGAUUUACCUUGUCCCUCUUAAUAUUCGGAUCUGUCUAGAACAUUCCUUCUUGUCAUUACUUGUGCUGCUUUGGAAAAAAUUAUUUUUUGCUCUUUGUUUAGUUGUUGUGUUUGUUGUUUGAUUACAAACCAUGAAGUUAGCUAUGUCUUGCUGAAGUUGCAUUAGCAGCAUAUAAAACUAAAGUAGAAGUAUCCACAAGAAGAAUCUAGUAAAUAAGCAGUUACCCUUAUAGAAGCUGUAAAAGGAAAACAGAGGGAUCCCCCUACUUCUGACCCACCUCAUUGGGUUCAAAGAGCACUGGAUCAUGAUCUUUGUUCAACAUGGAAAUAAUAAUGUCCUGAUUGAAGAGCUAAGCCGUAUUCACACUCUGAAUCACAUAGAUUGGCUCUAAAAUGCUUUUUUAAGCCCUUGUAUGUAUACUACUUUGUUGCUGGACCUUUGAGAAAGCUGCACAACAAAGUAUCCCAAGAUAAAUUCAAAAGGGGUAGCUGUUUUAGUCUGUUACAGCAAACCCAACUAAUAAUUUGUGGCACAAGCUUUCAUAAGCCAGUGUGGUGUAGUGGUUAGAGUGCUGGACUAGGACCAGGGACCCGUGCUCGAAUCCCCAUUCAGCCAUGAUACUAGCUGGUGACUCUAGGCUAGUCACUUCUCUCUCAGCCUAACCUACUUCACAAGGUUGUUGUGAGGAAAAACUCAAGUAUGUAGUACACCGCUCUGGGCUCCUUGGAGGAAGAGUGGAAUAUAAAUGUAAUAAAUAAUAAAUAAAUAAAUAAGCCGGAGCUUGCUUCAUCAAAGGAACUCAGAAAAUUCCCUGUUCUAGGUCCAGGCCACUAGUUAGAAAUUUGAAGAACCCAUGAGAUUAACAACCUGUGUAUAAAUUUCUCUUUCUCUCUUAUUUUACCUUCAUCCGCCAUUCAAUUGAACAGAAACCUUAGUGGAGAUUUCCCCUUUUUUGUUUCCAGUGGCUGCUCUUUAUGCUGCCCACAGAAUUCUAGAAUAGAUUAAACUCAGACAGCUACUAAUGUCAGAAUUUCUCAAAAAUAAGUAUGAAAAAUGUGAGAGAGGACAUUGUACAAGAAUUAACUUGAAUUAGUACACGCUGUCCAGCAUCUCUAUGGAGCCACUCGGUAUGAGCCCCCUUUAGAACAUGCAUACAGAAGCUCACUGAGUCAGUGCUGAACAAUGUUUGUUCUGCACUUAAGGAGAAAACAUUCUUCAAGAAUAAAGAGGAGGAUGGGAGGAACAAUUUAGCUUCACUAGAAGCCCAAAGAAAGAGGAUGUGACAAAAAUGUGAAAGAACUUGUUUAUGGAAGGACUCCCCAGCAGCUCCCCUGCUCCCAUCUUUCCCUAUGAGAGCAGGGUUGCUGCAGCUCUGACGCAUUCCUUAAGAACCACAGAAUUUCUCUGUGUCCAAGAGCCAAGACAUAAGGCAUUUCUGUGCCCUUGGCAAAGUCUGAAAAUUAUAUCCCCAGCAUAAAUCUGAAGUAUUCAGUUUUACCUCUCAAAAACAGUCCCUGACUUCUGCCCGAGAUUCUGCCCAACUUGUCGCCAACUGAAAUUGGGUGGAGCAUCUCAGGCAGAAGUAGGGAACCGCCGUGGGGACCAGAGGUUGGCAGACUACAUGUCACCAGAAGCAUGCACUCCUUGAAAGCUCCAUAUAUCUUCAGAGCCUCAUGUGAACCAGCUCUAUAAAUAACAGGGUACUGCUAUCUCUGUAUGGCUUUCUUGAGAAGCAGUCAGAUUGUGCAUGCAUUUCAGGCUGCAGGAUUAGUGAAUUAGUGUUGAAAGGAGAGUGGGACUCUUGUUUUGCACUGUAGCUACGUCCUACGUAAUGGUUUGGGUAGCCCCUUGCUCCCCCACACCACAAAUCGCCAAAUAUCUAUGUGGUACUGUCCACUGAAAGGCUUUGGCCUUUCAUUUAAAGGCUGUGAUGAAGCAUUGCAAAAUAUAUGCCAUGGAAGGAGGAAUUUUCUGAUUUAAAAAAUGUUUAUAAAGUAUAACACAAAAUUGUCACUUGUUGCACCCUUAUUCCUUAUUCCAAAGCAGUGGUGACGUGCUUUGGACUCAUACAGAGCCAGCACUCUUCUGUUGGUAGGGUGCUGAGCUGUAUGUAAACCAUUUCUCUUUUAAAAUAGAGAUAUCUAUAUCAGGUGGUAUAUACAUAUGAUAAAGAAUAAAUAAAAUACAAAAAUCACAUCAAAACAUAGCUGUACAGGAUUAACACAAUGUUAAAACAAAUUGCUAGAUUAUCUGUUGUGCAAAUUUAGAUCCCUUUUGAAUGUUGCCAUACAAUAUUAUAGAUUUAAGAUUAGAUCGAUGCAUUAAUUUUCAUAAAAACCUUAAGUGGUCCUGCUUGCUAAAUUAGGUUAUCAGCUCUUUGCAUUUGAAUAGGGAGGAGAGCUGGUCUUGCAGUAAGCAAGCAUGAAUUGUCCCCUUUGCUAAACAACUGUCCUGGGUUGCAUUUGGAUGGGUGAGCACUGGAUGCAUUUGGAUGCUUGUGAGCACUGUGUGCUGUAAGAUAUAGAGGAUGAAGCCGUAGCUCAAUGGUAGAGCAUCUGUUCACAUGCAGAACAUCCCAGGUUCACUCCCUAGCAUCUCCAGGUAGUGCUGGGAAUGACUCCUGCCUGAAACCUUGAAGAGCCACUUCCAGUGAGUGUAGCCAAAACUGAGCUAGAUGGACCAGUGGUCUGACUCUAUAUAAAGCAGCUUCCUGUGGUCCUAACCUGCUCAAAGAGCCCCACUUCAAUAUUUACAUGAACUUGGCUCCCUAAUAAAUGAUUCCCAGAUGUUGCCAAAGAUUAAAAGAACUCCAAAAGUUUUUGCUAAUAUCAAAUUGUAUCCUACUUUUAACUUUUAUCCUACUUUGGAAAGUAAGCUUGAGAUAUCUCGCAUUCUGUGUGUGCGCGCGUGUGCGUGUCCAUCCAUGUAUCCCCCUCCACUCCCAAACUUGGCAAUGCCUUGACUAAUAUGAACCAAAUUGGGUACAAUUGUAGAGACACGUCAACAGCCGAGUUUGUGAUGUCAUCCACCCUAAUUCAAAAUGGCAGACAUGUGAACGUUUAAGGCUGAAGUGGACUAACUGGUGAGGAUGGUAAUUAUCCAUUAAGAUUAUAGUGAAAGGAAAAUAGGCAGAUUAGUUCUUACUAGAACAAUGCGUUAUCCAUGGAAAUCAAUUCUCCUGAAGCGUGUGUGUGUGUGUGUGUGUGCGCGCGUGCGCACACAGACACACACAUCAGGAGGAGAUCUAGGAUACCAUCUCACAGUAAGGAUUAAAACAUCUCUGUCCUGUAAAAAUAUAAGAAUUCUAGUAGUACCUCUCUCUUUUGUACUGAAGGUGCAAAAUGAUCUUAGUAUCAGCUCGUCUUGUGUACUCUGCAUUAAGACGAAGGAAGAAUGUGUGACACCUACUUGAUUACAUAAUGCAAUAAAGUCCUUUGAACAAUUGUAUGCACACUGUAACAUCUUGUGUGCCAGAUAACUAGAUACUUUAUUAUUUAUAUCUGACAGCCUCUUCCUCCUCUUAACGUUUGAGAUAUGGUACCAUCCCUUAUUUUGUCUUGUGUUGGUGAGACACCUGGGCUCUCUGGUGUCUAGUAAUCUUCUUUAUGGAUCCUGUAGUGUAUGUAUCAGAUACCAGAUGAACUUCAUCAUAUCUCCAAAACUUUUGCUGCAGUUUUGCAGUGAAGCCCUCAGGCAUAUUCUGGAAAGUAUUUUGUACAUACAUUGGUUUUUCAGUAGCCCGUACUUCUGCCAUACCACCUAUGAUGGCUCAACAACAGACUUAUUGGAGAAACAAUUGGUUCUAUUGUCUCUUGGUGUUUGAUUUGGAAGAGACUUUAAAAUGUUAAUUAAUUGACUUUUUGACUGACAUGGAUGCCUUAUUCCAUCUGCUUGGAACAUGGAUCGUAGUUGAUUCAUAUUGAUUCAUAGUGGCCCAAAGUGUUAUAUAAAUUGAUAUCAUGCUGUGAUCUUGUAAUAACAACAAAACAUGCAAAGAGUGAACAGUUUGCAAUUAACUUUGUAAUAGUACUUGCUACCUUUACUUUAAGUUUCUUCUUGGUAGUUGAACAUAGUUUUACUUAUUCAUUCUUGUUUGGUACCUAUAAAAUUGACGGUUCUUUGAUAAGUCUGUUCAUUUUAAAAUCUUCAUACCAUAUUCUCCCGACAGCAUAAGAACACAAGAACAGCCCUGCUGGAUCAGGUCCAAGGCCCAUCUAGUCCAGCAUCCUGUUUCACACAGUGGCCCACCAGAUGCCGCUGGAAGCCACAGGCAGGAGCUGAGGGCAUGCCUUCUCUCCUGCUGUGACUCCCCUGCAACUGGUACUCAGAGGCAUCCUGCCUUGGAGGCUGGAGGUGGCCUAUAGCCCUCCAUCAAUUCAACAGACAUCUUUUGCAAUGACAUCACUAAAAACAGCCUUUAUCACCAAGUUAAUAAGAUCACAUCUUUCAUAUGGAUUGUCAGCCCUUUUCAGUUCAGCAUAUGACUUUGAGAUUGUCUUUUCUUGGCUGGUGAUGAAGCUGAGAAUCUGCUUCUUGACUCGGAUGAGCUUGACAUUCCAGCCGUUUGUAAAAUUUCCUCCACAAGCACCGGGGCAGUGAGAAGACAAUGUUAAGAGCCUUAUGAUGUUGGAUGAUGCCCAGCAACCUUAUAGCUUUCUUUUGGUUUUCUAGUGUGGGGUCCUGAAUGUGGUACUGGCGGAUUCCUGCCCAAUGCCUUGGACAUUGGCCUAUGACAUCCACAGGGUUCGGUCUUUUCUCAUGUGCUCUUUAAUAUCUAUAUGAAACUGGGUGAAGUCAUCUGGGGGUUUGCCAUCUGUGCUAUCCCCACCUGCAGAAGUGAUUUGACAUCCUUAACCAGAGUAGUGUUUAGAGGCAGUGAAAGGCUGCAUAUGGGCUAAGGAGCUGAAAAUAAAAUCCAGGCGAGAUGGGAAAAAGCCCUCCAGGCUAUGACAGGUACCGAACAUCCAGAUACAAAGCUGGGUCCAGGAGCACUCCCAGCCUGCACAUGUAUUCCUUCAAAGGAAUGCAACCCUCUCAAAAACAGGCUGAUAAACUAUUGCCAAAUCAUCAGUUCUUCUGAUCAAGAAAGUCUACAUCUAAACAAAUGUACCCCUUCUGUCAGAAACCUUCAGCUCGGGUACCCCAGAGAGAGAGAGAGAGAGAGAGUGUGGGUGGGUGGGUGUGCGCGUGUGCUCAUGUGUGUUGGAGGCUUUUCCAGCAAUAAAUUAUUGUUGCACUUUUCUUUCUUUCCAUUCUCUCUCAAAUCUUUUGGAAAAUUGUAGGCAAUGAAGUCUAUUAUACAAUACAGUAAUUCAGUUGUUGAAGUACUGAUCAAGUGGUAGGUUGCUAUUCCUUUUUAAAUACUCUUUAUUUUGGUAUUUUCACAAUACAAAAAGGUUGCCAAGCAAGAACAGUAAUUAUCAAUUAUUUCAACUAAUGUAUAUUCUAUUUGCAUAUCAAUAAGGUAUUUGUUUUAUUUUAAUAAAUGAGGAUGGGUUUCAAACAUUCUGGUUUAUUGUGUAUUUUAGAUUUGUCGAUAUAAUUCUAGAAAGAUAUCCAACAUAAUAAAAGGUCAUUUUUAAAUUGGGGGUUGAUGUAUUUUUUUUAUUUGUAAAUAGAUUUUGUCCAUAUUUAGCAUGUCCCAAAUUUUAUUAAACCAAUCUUUGAUCAAUGGCGUUUUUCUCUUUUUCCCCCAUCCUUUGGUUCUUACUAAUUUAGCUGCCAUCAGGAUGACUGCAAUUAAUUAAUUGCAACUUGUUGAAAGGGAAACAUUUUGUGGGGCCCCAAGUAUAAAGACGAUUUGAUCUAAUGGUAUAGAAAGACCGAGGAUAUUGUUAUGUAUUGCCAUAUGUUUUCCCAAAAUAAUUUUAUCUAGGAUGUUCGCACCAUAAAUGAAAAUAGUUGCCUCUUCUCCCGCAUUCCCUCUGUAUGUUGAUGGACAAUUUGGAUGAUCAUAAUUCAAUAGUGUUGGGGUACAGUGCCAUCUAGAUAUGAAUGAAUAGCUUUAUUGCGCUCAUUGAUCAUCUGAUGUACAUACAAACAAAUACUACUACAUUCUGAUAAGAAUUCAAUCAUACAAAGUACACCAACAUAGAAGCCUCUUGUAGCGGCAUCGAGAAAGUAGGGCUAGAAGUUAGCUGUUGGUGGAUUUUAACAGCAGCCACACAAAAUUUGGCAACAUUGCACGUGAUAAAAGGUUUCUUCUCUGCAAGGAGCGUGGAAUAAAAAUCAGCAGUUUGGCCGGGAAAGUGUGUGCCAUCUAGAUAGUAUUUUGAAGCUAAGUUCCUGUUUAUUCAGAGACAUGGUGUUAAGGGUUCUUGAUUACCAUAUUAGGUCCCAUUAAUCCUUGUCUAUAUUUUUGCUGGUGUUGUAUGACCACUUGUCCAUCUACAAUUUUUUUUUUGUUCCAAUUUUCUUUGUUUAUCAACUUGUAAAAUUUAAAAACUUAAGUCCUUGUUUAUGAAGUGCCCUUGGAAUAAAAGAUUUUCAAAGACA
Hemicordylus capensis (graceful crag lizard) is the source of this 8656-nucleotide messenger RNA. RefSeq names its product RCC1 and BTB domain containing protein 2 (gene RCBTB2). The coding region runs from base 347 to 1930 and encodes 527 amino acids. The transcript is spliced from 13 exons. The record is from RefSeq and is a predicted model, not a curated record. Lineage: Eukaryota; Metazoa; Chordata; Lepidosauria; Squamata; Cordylidae. Gene Ontology annotation, molecular function: protein binding.